AUGAUUCCUUACAUUCCGUUUUAUAUAGUAGGGACAUGUUCUUCAUGUGUUUUACUACACAGAGAAUUAGACGAAGCUUGUCAGUCUAUUGCUUACGCAAAAGAUAUUAUUUCUAUUACCAUUGGCAAGAAAUCCAAAUUGUUUGACUGGUUGUUGAUAUUUCGUGAUCAGUAUAUUUCUGCUGAAGUUAACAUGAGAAGUGGUGAGGGUAUGAAGUUAGUUGGUGAGGAGUUGUUGUUCAAAGUUGGAAAGUUGCAUGGUGAGCUGAUUGAUCAUUGUCGCAUUGCCUCUGAAUGA
This is a messenger RNA of Lactuca saligna, 297 nucleotides long. The record is from the annotation of a GenBank genome assembly. NCBI's taxonomy places the organism in Eukaryota, Viridiplantae, Streptophyta, Magnoliopsida, Asterales, Asteraceae.